Messenger RNA from Anopheles stephensi (Asian malaria mosquito), 4871 nucleotides. RefSeq names its product death-associated inhibitor of apoptosis 1-like. Gene Ontology annotation, cellular component: nucleus; cytoplasm. The record is from RefSeq and is a predicted model, not a curated record. Gene Ontology annotation, biological process: regulation of cell cycle; negative regulation of apoptotic process; positive regulation of protein ubiquitination. The transcript is spliced from 2 exons. Gene Ontology annotation, molecular function: ubiquitin protein ligase activity; cysteine-type endopeptidase inhibitor activity involved in apoptotic process. Lineage: Eukaryota; Metazoa; Arthropoda; Insecta; Diptera; Culicidae. Bases 1810 to 3390 code for a protein of 526 amino acids.
AGUUGUUGGCACGAGUCCCAGCAGUGGCAGGGUAGUGUUGGUAGGCGAGAGCUGACUGUGUGCUUGGAGCCAGUAGCUGCUCUGGCUGGUUGCAGUUGGCAUGUGAGGAGGCUGCGCAUGACCGUAAAAAGCAAUCAGUAGUUGCAGCGUUGUGCAACUCUCGCCCUGUAUAGUGCAGUUGUAUGUGCGAGUGGGGUUUUUGCUGCAAUACAGUUGCAAGACUUUUCCUGCAACCAGUUUUAGCUAAAGCAGAUGUCUGAGUUUCUCCAAUGCCCUUGUUCCGCACAAACGCUGUGAUCAUGAUCACGAGUCACAGAAGAAUACUGUCUACACUGGCUCUGUAUAGGAAAAAGGGAAACAAACGCAACGAGCGUUUUUCCGUGGAAAAUCCCUUUCUGAAUGUGUGUAGAUUUUCCUCGCUAACACCACUACUACUACGAUGAAUUUCCACCUCAAUGCGCAGCUGUGAAAUCUGUUUACAUUCAAGCAUACACACGCACACACACACCCUUCAGCUAAACAAACACAGUCAGCGUUCGUGUGCGUGUGCGUAUCAACGUGCAUAUAAACGCAUCUGUGUUAUGAUGCAGGAGCGACUGCGAUAGAACCGCCCGUGAGAGCAAGCGAGAGACAAAGACGACGACCCUUGGAAAAAAGGUUGAAGGGCCGCAUUCCAAACGCACCGAGACGCUGGUUCGCUGUGCCCGAUCGAUCGCCCCAGCCGUUAGUACGGAGUCGAACGUACUUCGGAAAGGUCGUUUCCAUCUGCUGACGACACAACACCAUAAUCUCCCCCCCCCCCCUGUUCUAUAUACAGCUGAGGCUAGAGGGGCUGAUUUAAACACAUUGCCCUUUCCCGCUAUCGCUUUGCAGAGUGCGUAUUGGUGUGUAUCAAAAGUUUGCUCUAGCGGACCAGCUUUAACUUUAAUGCCUAAUAAGUGCUUAACUUUGGCGCUUGUAUAUGUGUGAACAACAGCACCAGUGGCAAGACGGAAACAGAAAGCGGAAGUAAAACACAAGCCCUUCGAUCGUCGGUUUCACUUAGGAAGAAAAAAACUAGGUGUCAGUACGGCGUGUGUGUGUGUGCGUGAAGCGUGAAUUUUAUGCUCAAGGGAUAGUUCCGCCAAGUCAGUCCCCUUUAGUGCUUCGGUGUCCAAAUAUUGCAAAGAAAGUGCGCAAAACUACCCGGCAAAGAGCGAGGGGACCGAAAAAAGGAAAAAAAGUGUAGAGGGACGAUUCCCCUGUGCAACUGUGAAACUGCGUAGUAAGAAGCCGAAAGCCAGAGCGCAGAGUAGGCAGAACGGUUCGGCUAUCUGAAGGCCAACCAAUUUUCGAGUGUUGCGUCUGGACGACCGACCAGACUGCUACUACUAAGUCGUUGCUCAGUGAGGGCCAUCUUAUUGGAGGCUUGUGAUAUUUUGAUAAGGAACAAGUGGACGGCGCGAUACGAUUCUUGGUGAUAAAGCGAAAACGAAGGAACUUACCCCAUAGUAUUUCACGUACCAAAGGAUUAAUCUAUAUACACAUAGACAAGCUGUUAUUUAUUGGAGCUAUACAUACAUACACAACCUCAACAUACAUACCCGUAGUCUCCGGACUUUUCCAAAGAUUGUUUUCCUGCAGUUAGCUAUAAAUCUGUGUGAGAAUAAACGUUACUCCAAGUUGCUUCAAUCUACGAACCACUAUUGCUCUGUUCUGUCCGUGGCGUUCGCGUACAGAGUGUUGCACACAUUGACGACUGCACUGCUGCCAACGAUUGCUACAGGACGACCAUUCCUUGUCACCAUCGCUACGAAAGCGCGGUAUUUCAUGGACCACCAGUACGAUAAGGGUAGCUUGCUGCUUUGUCUGGCCAUCUUUGUGCACAAGCUAACGAUCGUGUUCCACUGGACGCAAAACUACCUGAAGGUUUUAGCGCUUGCUCGCGUCCAGCAGCGCACGGCGGGCGGAGAAGUGGUUAGCAGCAGCGGAUCGGCCGCACCUUCCUCUACCCCGAAAGCGCCCGGCGACGCCGACGACGACAUGCGUGAGAUGGCCCAUGCACUAUCAUUGCCCGCGCCCAUCGAUCUACCGGACAACAAGCAGAAGGAUGACGAUCUUGCGUGCAUGUCACCCGAAUACUUUCACAUCGAGGAGAACCGGUUACGUACGUUCGGCCGCUGGCCUGUUGCAUUCAUCAGCCCGAACGUGCUCGCCCGCUACGGGUUCUUCUUCGUCGGCACGGACGAUACGGUCAAGUGCUAUUUCUGCCGGGUGGAGAUUGGCCUGUGGGAGCCACAGGACGACGUGAUACAGGAGCAUCUGCGCUGGUCACCGUUCUGUCCGCUGCUGAAGAAGCGUCCCACGAACAACGUCCCGCUGAACGCGAACUACCUCGACGCGGUGCCGGAACCGAGCUACGACACGUGUGGCAUUAGCGUGCGGCAACACUCGUACGCGGAAAACGUUAACGAUCGGGCGCGGCCCGAUCUGGACCGGAUGAGCGGAGAUUCGUGGAGUGGAGCGAGUGACAUUAGUCUGAGCAGUAGCGGCAGCAGCAGCCACAACGGUGGCGAUGCCGAACCAAUGUCUGGGGUGAGCGGUUUGAGCAGUGGCGGUGGUGGUGGUGGUGGUGGUGGUGGUGGACUGCAGCAGGACCGUGCCUCGAUGACGGCGGCCGAAUGGAACAACGGGGUGCUGAUGGGCGAGCACAGCCUAAUGCGCCGACCGGAAUACCCGAACUAUGCAAUCGAAGCCGAUCGGCUGAAGACGUACGAGGAUUGGCCGACGUCCCUAAAGCAAAAGCCACAGCAGCUGAGCGAUGCCGGCUUUUUCUACACCGGCAAGAGCGAUCGGGUGAAGUGCUUCAGUUGCGGCGGCGGCCUCAAGGAUUGGGAACAGGACGAUGAGCCGUGGGAGCAGCAUGCAAUCUGGUACAGCAACUGUCACUACCUGCAGCUGAUGAAGGGCCGCGAGUUUAUUGAAAAGUGUAACGAGCUGAAGGAAGCGGCCGCCUCGGCAACCAGCGGCACCUCGUCGUCGAUGUCGUCGGCCUCGUCGCAACCGUCCACGUCCGGCAUCAGUUCGGCUUCGUCGUCGGUCAUGAGCACCUCGCCCGCCUCGUCUAGCGGAUUCAGCUCACCGACGCCGGCGGCGGACGAGGAGCGCACGCUGCGCUGCACCGAUCACUAUUCGUCCGGCAGCGAUGAGGGUGGUGAGGAUGAUGCGGGCCACAACCGGAAGGUACCGUCGGACGGCAAGAUCUGCAAGAUCUGCUUCGUCAACGAGUACAACACCGCGUUCAUGCCGUGCGGGCAUGUGGUGGCGUGCGCCAAGUGCGCCUCGUCCGUUAACAAGUGUCCGCUGUGUCAGCAACCGUUCAUCAACGUGCUACGGCUGUACCUGUCGUAAGAGGAGCCUUAUUGCAGCGAGCGCAACCGAUUGCAACCAGCGAUCGCUGGUGCGAUCAUCCUGGUCCAGGAAGAGGGAGAAUCAAUCACUCUAUGUCCUUUCAAGUUUCCCCACCGUCGUUACCUGGGCUGUGCCUCGAAGGGGUGUGUAUGUGGGUGGGCGAAUGAUGGCCGCGGAUCGUUUUGCGUUAGGUUUAGACGAUCGAUCGAAUUUUCGCCUAACUGCUUUGUCGCAACAUGGAGGCAUUUAGGCCAAUAAACAAUAUCACCCUUCUUUUACACGGUGCCGGGUGCAAGGGCGCACAAGAAUCUGCAGACUGUGACACAUUUUUUUGUUUGACGCAGAACUAGGCAGCCAUCGCCUCAAGAGAGAAUGGAUCGGCGGGUGUGACAUGUGUGUUAAAGGGAAAAUAAAAUUUUCCCCAUUUAUACAGUAAGGAUGCAAACGAAGCUCAGUGCGAGAGUAUCAGAGAGAGAGAUAAAGAGAGAGAGAGAGAGAGUAGAAAUCAGCGGAGACACUGAGCAUAUGAAGCAAUUUUUGUUUCUAGAUGUUUGUGUACACGUGCAUCUCACGGCUUAUGGUGGGCCACCCCCGGUGUGUAAGCUACAAACCCACGUUCCGGUAUAUUACCCCCAGGAGUAAUCUGUACAGAUAGCAAGUAACCUGUGAAUGUUGACGUAUAUUUUGAAUCGGAAGUAUCAACUAGACUAGUAGUAAGGACGAACUUCACUGUUCAAUGGUUCGAACGCACCGGGCUGCCAUCGAAGCGCUUUGGCGACGACUCCCUUUUCGAGAACGCUUUCCUUCUCGGAGCUUGUUUACACAGAACAGCCUCUUUUGUGUUAAGGACAACCUCUGUUUGGGGACAUUUUCGUGGGUCUGUUGUGCCCGGUAACGAGUGGCAACGCUCGGUGCGUUUAUUCCUCUGCCUGAAACAAGCCACUUAGGAGCAAAACAUAAUUUCGCACAGAUAAACACACUAGUUUGCAUGUAUUUCAAUUUAGACGGUAAGACACUCAGCUAUCGAGCUCCGUGAACUAAUAAGGUCUUGAAUUGCUUUAAAGCCUGUGGCUUAGCUGUAAGUGCGAGGCCGUUGGGUUUUAACGAAGAGCCAUUUAUAUGAAAAACGAAACGAAACAAAUAACGCAAGUGACAAAUGAAAACCCCGUAAAAACGUUGCACCACCCAAUCAAACCAACCGUCGUCGUCUGCUGUUGCUAGGAAACGCUACAUAUCGUUACAACAUUGACGUCAUUAACUCAUCACUAUAGCCACCAAACGAUCUCUCCACGAGGAAACAGAAACCCUUCAACCGUACGUGUGUGUGUGUAUGAUGAAGUACCUAAAAGAAAAUGAUCUUAACAUAACAUGUUAUACAAGGCAUAUUAGGCGUAAUAAUUCUAGUGUGGAUAUAGUGUUUAAGAAGCUACUGUCAUGAUAAUAACGUAACAAUAAAUGGUAAGCGUAAUGUUGAAUCUAUA